Molecule: messenger RNA, 1041 nt
Organism: Lactuca sativa (garden lettuce)
Lineage: Eukaryota; Viridiplantae; Streptophyta; Magnoliopsida; Asterales; Asteraceae
Product: tetratricopeptide repeat (TPR)-containing protein
Molecular function (GO): protein binding
Source: RefSeq, a predicted model, not a curated record
ACUAUAAGCACCUUGUAAUUUAUAUCCGAGAUGUUGAGCAUGUUUUGACCGGAAAUCAGUAGCGGGAAGAAAAUGACUGGUGGCGUGGGCGUUAUCCAAACCCUCAAUCCCUCCGCAUUUCCACCACCUACCGCCACCACUCCACCUACAAUUACUAGAAUCAAAGCACUCAAACCGCUCAACGCCAUAUCAGCAGAGACCAAAGAGAUCAGGGUGUGCACAAACAAACCUUGCCGGCGACAAGGAUCAACGGAGGCCCUCCAAGUCCUCUCAGGCAUCAAUCCACCCAAUAUCACCGUCAAGUCCUGCGGUUGUUUGGGUAAAUGCGGCGCUGGACCCAACCUCGUAGUCCUACCGGGCCCGACUUAUGUGAAUCACUGCGCCACUGCUGCUCGUGCUGCUGAUAUCAUGGCAAUUGUAGCAGGUCACGAUUCGGGGGAUUGGAAGACGAGUCUGGAGGCGCUUUCCAUGAGGAAAAGAGCUGAGAUUGAGAUUGAGAAUGGUGAUUUCGCCACGGCUGAGAUUUUGUUAUCUGAGGCAAUCAAUCUGAAUCCAAUUGGUGGACUUCACUACAUAUAUAAAGACAGGUCUAUUGCAAGAUUGGGAAUGAACAAGGCGAUUGAUGCUCUUGCAGAUGCCAUAGAAACUUCUACUCUUGCUCCCAAAUAUCAUGAGGCAUACAUGUGUAAGGGUGAUGCUUUAAUGGCUAUGGAACAAUUUGAGGAAGCCGGGGAUUCUUAUUCAAUGGCUUUAGAGUUGGAUCCUUCUAUCCGUACUUCCAAACCUUUUAAGGCUCGGAUUGCGAAGCUUCAAGAGAAAUUAACUAUUGCAAAUUGUUAAUUCUUGAUUUAUGAUGAAUUGCUAGAGCACUAAAAAUUGAUGAGAUGGACCAUUUGGCCUCUUUAUCUAAUGUACUUGCCAUUUUGUGAGGUUGAUGAACCAACUAUGUAUAUAGUUAUUUUAUUAGAUAGAAUCUUUUGUAUUAAAAUGAUAUCUCUAAAUAUUAUUAAAAGAGAAAUCUUAUGACAUCAUUUAAAACAA